UCUCAAUCUCGCGAGCUCAUAACUUAGCCAACCGAGCUUUGAAAAACCAAACAAUGUCUGACGAGGAGUUCCACAACGCGGAUGCCGGCGCUUCGGCCACCUACCCCAUGCAGUGCUCUGCCCUCCGCAAGAACGGCUAUGUCUGCAUCAACAACCGCGCCUGCAAGAUUGUUGAAAUGUCGACCUCCAAGACCGGCAAGCACGGCCACGCCAAGGUCCACCUCGUCGCCAUUGACAUUUUCAACGGCAAGAAGAUGGAAGAUCUCUGCCCCUCCACCCACAACAUGGAUGUCCCCAACGUUUCCCGCUCGGACUACCAGCUCAUCAACAUUGCUGACGAUGGCUUCACCACCCUGCUGACCUCCACCGGCGAGACCAAGGAGGACCUCAAGCUUCCCGAGGGCGACCUUGGCAAGGAAAUCAACGACCGCUUCACUGCUGGCGAGGAGCUCAUGCUCUCCGUCAUCGCCGCCAUGGGCGAGGAGGCUGUCAUUGCCGUCAAGACCCAGACCAAGUAAACACAAUCUGUCAAUGAUGAAUUUGAGUGCUUUUUGGCAUUCUUUUUUUUUUUUUCUUGUUGGUUUGUUUGCUUUCUAGUUGUGGUUUUCUUUUUCUUUCUUCCCAUUGUCCCCUGGUCCCCUUAUUCCCAUUUUUCUUUCUUCCUCUUCUUCUUCUUUGACUGUUCUGUUCUCUACAUGGCGGUGGCGAGUUUGGGUUUUUUUGAACCCAAGUCUCGUCGUUUGCUUCUGGUUGCUUCCGUCGCGUGAGUUUUGCUCUCGCGUGGAUGUCUGCUUGCGAGCAAAUCCCUCGUCAGUGUCAAAGAGAGGUGGAGGGGGAAAAAAAUGUCGCCAUGCGCUUUUUGGCGUGUGUUAGUGCCCCCUCCCUGUCCUCCUUUGUGAUGCGUUGUCCCCCAACUCUUGCCCUCUUUUUUUCUAGCUUUGGUUUGCUGUUGUAAGUGCUGCGCAUCCCGCUUACUGUUCGGUUGGCAAUAUACUUGAUCCCCUAGUUCA
Capsaspora owczarzaki ATCC 30864 is the source of this 1010-nucleotide messenger RNA. Its product is annotated as translation initiation factor eIF-5A. NCBI's taxonomy places the organism in Eukaryota, Filasterea, Ministeriida, Capsasporidae. The transcript is spliced from 2 exons. Gene Ontology annotation, biological process: positive regulation of translational elongation; positive regulation of translational termination. Gene Ontology annotation, molecular function: translation elongation factor activity; ribosome binding; RNA binding. Bases 54 to 518 code for a protein of 154 amino acids. The record is from RefSeq and is a predicted model, not a curated record.